AAAAACUCCUGCAUAUUGCCAGAGGAUUUAAAGAACUUCUAUCUGAUGACCGAUGGCUUCCAGAUGACCUGGAGUGUGAAGACUGAUGAUACACCGAUGCCCCUGGGCUCCAUGGUGAUUAAUAGUGUCUCAAAGCUAUGUCGGCUUGGGGGUUCCUCUAUGUACACUCUGCCCAAUGCACCAACUCUGGCUGACCUGGAAGAUGACACAGAUGAGGAAGGUAACGGAGACAAACCAGAGAAGCCACACUUUGAUUCUCGUAGUCUUAUCUUUGAAUUAGACCCGUGCAAUGGGAAUGGGAAAGUUUGUCUUGUUUAUAAGCACGCUAAACCAGUUGUCUCCCCAGACACAGAGAUAUGGUUUCUGGACAGAGCUCUGUAUUGGCACUUCCUCACCAAAACCUUCACAGCCUACUACCGCCUGCUCAUUACCCACCUGGGUCUCCCACAGUGGCAGUACGCCUUCACCAGCUAUGGGGUCAGCCCCCAGGCCAAGCAAUGGUUUAACAUGUAUAAACCCAUAACCAUCAACACAGCUCUCCUCUCUGAAGAAGCUGAUUCUUUUGUGAACAAGCUGGACCCCAGUAAGGUAUUUAAAGGCAAGAACAAAACUCCAGUGAUCAAAAAGAAACCACCCUCCCAGCCAGCAGGCUCCCAAAAGAGCCACACAGGUAUGACCUCCUCCAAGACAUCGUCACCAGCCGGGAAUUCUUCAAGGAAGUGAGACCCCCAGGUCUGACCCUGGACAGCAUUUGCAACAAGCUUUGAUGUUCUGUGAUGCAGAGUCUCUGGUUCAGACUGAGUUCCUUGUGCAUGGACAGAUGUGCCCAU
This is a messenger RNA of Eurypyga helias (sunbittern), 830 nucleotides long. RefSeq names its product tubulin polyglutamylase complex subunit 2 (gene TPGS2). NCBI's taxonomy places the organism in Eukaryota, Metazoa, Chordata, Aves, Eurypygiformes, Eurypygidae. The record is from RefSeq and is a predicted model, not a curated record. Gene Ontology annotation, biological process: protein polyglutamylation. The annotation marks the transcript as partial. The transcript has 5 exons.